UCUGUGCAACACAAGUGAGGAUGAACGACAAGAGAGUGACUUCAUCACCAUUGUCAAGCUGGAGCGCAGGGUUCCCCGCUGUCUGCCACUGCUCGACAAGGCUCGCAUGGCACUGGAUAAAGGAGCUCAGGCUGUCAUCUUUGAUGUCACCGAUGAUGCCAAUGCUGCCGCUGAGCUGCGUGAAACAGACUCCCUUCCCCGUCCUGUGGUGCUGGUGGAGGCGGAGGAUGCUGGGGAGCUGAUGGGUCUGGUUAACAAGAACGAGGAGGCCAGAGUUCGCAUUGAGAUCAUGGUGGAGCAGCCCAAAUGGCCACAUUAUGAUGUGGGAAUCCUGCUCACCAUCGUCCUGGCGAUUCUGACCAUCGUCCUGAUCUUUGCUUUCCGCUACAAGUGCAAGUCCAACAGAACCUGGGACUCCGUCCAUCAGCAGACCAUGCGAGCCAUCAGUCGUCUGGAGACCAAAACCUACAGCUCCCAGGGGUGCUCGGGCUCACAGCGACACCGAGGAGCCUGGGGAUCUGCCAGCAGCUCCAACUCCAGUCCCGUCUGUGCCAUCUGCCUGGAGGAGUUCCAGGACGGACAGGACCUGAGGAUCAUCUCUUGUGCUCAUGAGUUCCAUAAAGACUGUGUCGACCCGUGGCUGCUGCAGCACCGCACCUGUCCCCUCUGCAUGCACAACAUCAUGGGUGCAGAGCGGCAGCCCCAGAGAAACAGACUCCAGCCGACACCAGAGCACAGCCAGGGCUUCCUGCACCCUCAGCCUUACAGCAGCCCACAUAACCAUCCCUUCCCCCAGCACGCCAUCCCCUUCUCUAUGAGGCCCCACUACCCCCGUGGCCCCUCCGGGCCCUAUCCCUCUCUCGGCCACUACAGUGGCUCCUCUCCCAUGGACACCCAAACUCUACGUGUCCUUACCAGCAGGCCCCUUGGCCCUGGCUGUGGAUACCACCUCCCUGCAGAGGGCCCCGGGAGGCCCCACAGGAUAGGAGGCAACUGCAGGACGUCCACCCAUCACUACACCCCCCGUCGCUCGUGCCACAAUUAUCGCUCGUCCUGUCCAGCCCAGCGCAGCGCCUCCAGCUCCAGACUGCACCACGCAGCCUCCUCCGCCCCACACACCCGAGGAGCAACAGCCCACAGCCGGCAGGACGAGGGCAACUGCUCUGGUGGCAGCUACCGCACAGAGCGCAGUGGCUACUUGGCUGACGGACCAGCUAGUGACUCCAGCUCGGGGCCUUGCCACGGCUCCUCCAGCGACUCGGUGCUCAACUGCACCGAUGUGUCCGUGCAAGGAGUCUACGGCAGCUGGUCCACCUUCCGUAGCUCUCUGAGUAGUGACUACGAUCCCUUUGUGUACUAUGGGCCAGGCCCUGGGUGCGCACCCCGCAGGAGCAGUCUGGAGGCCGGAGCCCAGGUCCGGCCUAGGUCUCUGGAUUCUGUGGUGAACAAAGCGGGCUGCCCUGAGGAACAGCCGCAGACUGUGUUCAGCCACAUCCACUACCAUCGCCACAGACACCACCACUACGAGGAGGGGGAGCAUAGCCAGGGCCCGGGCAGGGGCUCGGAUGAGGAGCAGGGGGCCAGUGCUGCAGCAGGACCUGCUGCCCCGGCUCUGGACAAAGACUCACCCACAUGCCCUCUCAAGCAUAGCCCCUGCCAGUGCCCUAAGGCAGACCUCACAGACAGGCCCAGCCCUGGGACGGAGGCUCAGGACCGUGACCCCAGCGGACCCCCAGGACCCCCUGUCUUGGUGUCCCCGGUCCCCUUACAGCUUCAGCCUCCCUGCUGCCACCAGGGCCAUGGACAUAGCCACAGGAGGAGCGGGCGGCUGGGUGGCUGCAUGCUCGAUGGCCCAUCCGUCCGCUUCCAUCAGAGCCUGGACCUGCAGGACGACUGUAGCAUUCACAUCCACUACGGCCAGGGCCCAGGCUUCUGCUGCCCCCCUCCGGAACUGGCCCCCACCUUGUUGCCUGUGCCCCUCAUCCUGGACUCUGGGGGCAUGGAGGACUGGCCUUGCUGUGGGGGGGCCCACGUGGUGUGGCAAAAACGGGUGCAGCAGGCCCAUUCAGAGCCUCAGCUCCUGGGGCCCGGGAUAUCUAUGGACAGGCCAGCCUGCAGGUUCCACCAUGGCCCCGCCACUGACCGCAGCACAGACAUUUGUUUAUACUGCCAAACAUUACACCACAAUCAGGGAUCAGAAGAGGAGUCUGGUGUGUGAGAACUUGUUGCAUCCCCAACGUCACGCUGCUACACAGGAGCCAGAAUGGACAAGCCUCUCAUCGGCCAUCUCUCUCAACGUCUUCCAGAUAAUUCCACAGCAACGCCUUCACUCAGACGAUUCCCCAGCCUCCCCCAGCUGUCAAGCCUCACAUGUUCAAAAGUUCAGCCGGAUAUUGAGUUGGAUAUUAAUAGGAAGAUAUUAAUUCAUCCUAACGUUAACAAGAAAAUUAAUACA
Molecule: messenger RNA, 2455 nt
Organism: Myripristis murdjan (pinecone soldierfish)
Lineage: Eukaryota; Metazoa; Chordata; Actinopteri; Holocentriformes; Holocentridae
Gene: rnf43
Product: ring finger protein 43
Exons: 8
Coding region: 107-2218 (703 amino acids)
Source: RefSeq, a predicted model, not a curated record